Messenger RNA from Daphnia pulex (common water flea), 776 nucleotides. Its product is annotated as replication protein A 70 kDa DNA-binding subunit-like. The transcript is spliced from 7 exons. Gene Ontology annotation, molecular function: nucleic acid binding. Bases 60 to 776 code for a protein of 238 amino acids. The record is from RefSeq and is a predicted model, not a curated record. NCBI's taxonomy places the organism in Eukaryota, Metazoa, Arthropoda, Branchiopoda, Diplostraca, Daphniidae.
AGUUCAAAAACAGAGCGCAAAACAACAGGAUUAUUUUUUAAGUUUAAGUCUUUGCAAACAUGGAAAUUGAAAAGACAAUGAAAAUUUAUCCCAUAGAGUGCAUUACGCCAUACCAUAAAAAUUGGGUAAUGAAGGUAAGAGUGAUUCAAAAAUCACCAAUAAGAACUUGGAGUAACGAUCGGGGGCAGGGAAAACUUUUUUCAAUGGAUUUAAUUGAUGAAAGUGGGGAAAUUAGGGCCACAGCUUUUAACGAAGAAUGCGAGAAAUUCUACUCAUCAAUUAAGGUUGACGAGGUAUAUUUUAUUUCUAACGCUCAACUAAAAACGGCCAACAAGAAUUUUUGUACUCUUAAUAAUGAUUAUGAAAUGACUUUUGGAAGAACGACAGAGGUCAGUCAUUGCGACGAAGACUCUUCAGAAAUUCCGUCAAUCACGUUUGACUUCACAUCCAUCUCAGAUGUUUUUAAAAAAGAAAAAGAUAGCGUUAUAGAUGUGAUUGGGAGGAUAAAUUUUGCUUCAGGAAAGUCAUCUUAUAUUUGUCCUUUGACUCAAAAGGAAACCAUAUUCAGAGAUAUUCAACUAGUUUCAGAAGAUGGAACUAAAAAGAUAAAUAUAACGAUUUGGGGAAACUUGGUAGAUGACGUUGAUGUCGUCUCUAAACCUAUAAUUGCUUUUAAAAAAGUUAAGAUUACAAAUUCCAAAGUAUUUGGAACAUCUUUAAAAACAACUAGUGCUUCGAUUAUAAAGAUCAAUCCCAAAGGAUUCUUACCUAUGUAA